Molecule: messenger RNA, 2244 nt
Organism: Zonotrichia albicollis (white-throated sparrow)
Lineage: Eukaryota; Metazoa; Chordata; Aves; Passeriformes; Passerellidae
Gene: TECRL
Product: trans-2,3-enoyl-CoA reductase like
Biological process (GO): very long-chain fatty acid biosynthetic process
Molecular function (GO): oxidoreductase activity, acting on the CH-CH group of donors
Source: RefSeq, a predicted model, not a curated record
CCAGAGGCAGAGCCGGGACCCCGCAGCCCAUGGAGCAGCUCUGCCCAUGGCUCACAAUGACUCUCACUCCUUCUUCAACCUGUCCCAGCUGGUGCUCUCUGCUGGCCAGAUCAAACCAUCGCCGGCGCUCAAGCAUUCAAAAAUCACCUACUUCGAAGUAGAGAUUGUUGAUGUGCAGAGCAAGAAGCAGAUCUGCAUUGUGGACAAGGUACCUCCGGCAUCUACCAUUCUUGAUGUGAAACACAAAUUCCACAAAGCAUGUCCCCAGUGGUACCCAUCCCGUGUUGGCCUGCAACUGGAACACAACGGGCCCUUUUUGAAGGAUUCCAUCAGCAUCCAAAGCCUUGCUGUCUCCUCCAUCAUUACACUGUAUUUCACAGACCUGGGUCAGCAGGUUGGUUGGACCACAUUUUUUCUAACAGAAUACACCGGGCCUCUUCUCAUAUAUCUGCUCUUCUACAUUCGCCUCUCGACUAUUUAUGAUCAUGUGGAAAGCAGGAAGAACUUCCGCCACCCAGUGGUUCACUUGGCCUGCUUCUGUCACUGUUUACACUACAUCAGGCAUCUUCUGGAGACAUUAUUUGUUCACAAGUUUUCGGAAGGGCACACUCCUCUGAAAAAUAUGAUAAAGGGCUGUGCCUUUUACUGGGGAUUCACAUCCUGGAUUGCAUACUACAUCAACCACCCACGGUACACGCCGCCAUCAUUUGGCCACAAACAAGUUUCUUAUGCUGCUCUUGCUUUUCUGAUGUGUGAAGCUGGAAAUCACUUUAUCAACGUAGCUUUAGCUCACCAAACCAAUUCAGGAAAUAGAACCUGCUUUCCAAGUCCAACCUACAACCCCUUCACAUGGCUCUUCCUGCUGGUAUCCUGUCCCAACUACACAUAUGAGGCUGGGUCUUGGAUUAGUUUCACGGUGAUGACACAAACUCUGCCAGUUGGCGUCUUUGCUUUCCUGAUGGUCAUCCAGAUGUCUCUGUGGGCCCAGAAGAAACACAAGCUGUAUCUGAAGAGAUUUUACCCAGAAGUGCGGAGAAAAGCAGCUAUGAUCCCCAUCAUCUUCUGAGAUUGCCACCAGAGUUAGAGCCUAAGUGAACACUUCAAGAGCCAACUCAGAGUAAAUGAGCCAUUUCAUUCAGGAACGAAGUGGAACAGAGGAAAAACUAUUGGAUAUCUUUUUCAGGAAAUUAACAGUUCAAGAUGAAGAGGUUUUAAUUAAAUGCAAAAAUUUAGCUCUUGAAUUCUUGGUUCCUGCUAAAAGAUAUGAUUUAAUUAGAUUUUCUGUAAUGGAGCUAAUUGAAAAGGGACAAGAAAAUUGCUUAUAUUGAAUGCUAGAUAUUUAGCUGGUGUAAAUGGGCACAGAUGCUGCUAAAAUAAUGAACACGACUCAUCUGCCACAUUCAGGUAUGGUAAUUUUAAGGUUCAGUGUUAGAGGUUGAGAGUCUUUGGAUUUUUUCAUCAUAAGAUGUUUCACAGCCUUAUUUUUAUUGAACUGCACAGAAAAAGCACAUUCUGCCUCAGCUCCUCUAAGGCAUCACAUCAAAGGAUGACCACUAUGCUGAGAACACUGUUUAGUCUAGCUUCACUAAGGUUUUUUUUUUUUUAAUCAAAUCUCAUAACAAAUUGUUUAAUACAAAUUGCCUUAAAUUGCUCACUGAAGAGGACUGUCUUUCUUUUAUUUUUAGGCAGGCAGAUCAGCCCCACAAUCCCACAAGGGGACUGCUUGUGACACCUUCCCAUCUUGUAACUAAUUUGGGGCAUAACCUUGGGUACAUCAUUGAGGCUCACUUCCUUUCUCACACUGAACAGUCUGGAAAUAGCAGAGAACCUUCUGCACUAACAAGUGUGUUCAGAUCCCCUUGUUCAGUGCUGACUGCACCCAGACACCAUUCACCUUUACUUGUAUGAAGCAGUGUGGAAUCCUUGGGCACAAGGUGAAACUGAGUGUGGCACAGGAAAGAGCUGCCAAAUGCAUUUCAGUCCAUAUCUGAUCUGCCUCAGGUGGACACUGCUGACAGCUUCAGCUCCCCUUUGCCUUGGCCAGACUCUAUCUGCUACUUUGCUUUCCAGGACAUUAUUUUUUAAGGGAUUCUCCGGGCUUGUUGUUCAAGCCCUGGAAAUACUGAGUAGCUUUCUUUGCAAAUCAGUGGCACCCAUGUCAUGCAGGAGCACAAUUUCAGUAAGGCAGAGUAAAAGAACCAGAACUGUUUCAGCAGGUGUCAGGAUAUGAAGAGUUAGGGCAUU